Camelina sativa (false flax) is the source of this 3814-nucleotide messenger RNA. Lineage: Eukaryota; Viridiplantae; Streptophyta; Magnoliopsida; Brassicales; Brassicaceae. The record is from RefSeq and is a predicted model, not a curated record.
AUGAAAACUCCUGUGUCGGUUAAUUCUGUGUUUAGGAGGGUUUUGUCCGAUAUUACAAACACCCCACAGUUACAAUCGGGACAAUCAUCAAACAACAACGUAUCCACUAUAUGCAAUGAAGGAACAACACCGCAAAGCAAAUAUGAAUUACAAUUUGCUCAUAAUGCAAGAAGCCAAAGUAUUAGAAGACAAACUUCUCCAAGUCCAUUCGAAAAGACAUGGACAAAUCAAGCGUCUCAAGAAAGUAAUCAGACAGAUUUCAAUAGUGUAAACAGAAAGGAGAAUUAUAGCCAUAAUGACGGAAAUCUAACAAGACCUCAUGGUCAACAUGGUGGUGUUAUAUUAGAUUCAGAUGAGGAUUCUGAAUUUCAAGACUAUUAUGAUCAAUCGGAAGAGGAUCUAGAAGAUGAUUACCAUCAGGAAUUUUACUGUAGUAGCCAGGAAGAUACAAGUAGUGAAACUUUUUCAGAGGAAAUGGAUGAAGCUAGAAGAAUUAAAGACUCUACAGACGAAAAAAUAUAUCAGGCCAAGGAACAUUAUGAUAUUCUUACAAUGCUAGAGAAAAGUAUAGCAAAGGUCUUUGGUUCCAAAACUGCAAUUCCUCCAAAGGCUAACAAAUCAAACGAAAUAGAUUAUGUUGAUGACGGUGAUCCAGACUAUACUUGUGAACACUGUGGUGCAAUCUUCUGGUAUGGAGAACGUCUAAACAAAAGGAGGAAUGCUAAAAAUCCUAAAUUUGCAGCAUGUUGUAUGCAAGGACAAAUUACAUUACCAUCGCUCAAAGAGUCUCCUGAAUUGCUAAGGCAACUUCUUACUGGAGAUGAUGAACUAGCAAGAAAUUUUAAAGAUAACAUAAGAGCUCACAAUAUGAUUUUCUCAUUUACAUCUAUUGGUGGCAGAGUUGAUCAUUGUGUUCCUAAAGGACGUGGCCCUCAAAUGUUUGCAUUGCAAGGAGAAAACUACCAUCUAAUGGGUGCUUUAAAGCCAAAACCUGGCGAAUUAGCAAAGUUUCUACAGCUCUACAUUAUCGACACCGCAAAUGAAGUGGAGAACAGAAUGAACAUAAUGAGUAAUGGGAAAGAUCCUGAUAAUGGGCAAGGAAAGAAAAAAUUCAGAAAGGAAAUAAUUGAAAGCAUCAUCAAGCUACUGAAUCAGAUCAACCCACAUGUUGAUGCAUUUAGGUCUGCCCGAGACAGAUUUAAUACUAAUGAUGAAGAAAGGUUUCACAUGAGGAUUAUUGCUAAACGCACAACUGAUGGAAGGCUAUACAAUAUGCCAACAGCAUCAGAAGUCGCAGCUUUAAUACCAGGAGAUUUUCAUGAAGAUAUGGAUAAACGUGAUAUCGUCUUACAGGAACAUUCCGGGAAGCUAAAAAGGAUUCAUGAACUGCAUCUAGCCUAUCUAGCAUUGCAAUAUCCUCUAUUGUUUCCAUAUGGAGAGGAUGGUUAUAGGCUUGGUAUAAAGAAACUUAAAACAUCAGGUCGUGGAGAAAAGGAGCAGGAAGAUGUCACCAUGUACACAAUCGAAUUCCAGAAAAGAGGACUUCCUCAUGCUCACAUAUUAUUGUUUAUGCAUUCAAGUUGUAAGUUUACAACAUCUGAAGAUAUUGAUAAGAUCAUAUCUGCCGAGAUUCCAGAUAAAGUGAAGAAACCAGAGCUGUAUCAAGUUGUUAAAGACUGUAUGAUUCAUGGACCAUGUGGAGCGGCUAAUCCAAAUUCACCAUGUAUGGUCGAUGGUAAAUGUACGAAGUGUUUCCCAAAAAGCUUUAACAACACUACUAAGGUGGAUAAAGAAGGAUUUCCAGUUUAUAAAAGGAGGAAAAACGGAGGUUACAUUGAGAAAAAUGGUUUCAAAUGCGAUAACCGUUAUGUCAUUCCAUACAAUGAGAAGCUAUCUCUUCCUUACCGUGCUCACAUUAAUGUGGAAUGGUGCAACCAAUCAGGUUCAAUUAAAUAUCUCUUCAAAUAUAUCCACAAAGGACAUGAUCGUGUUACAGUUACUGUCGAACCACAUAAAAAGGAUGGAGAUGUUGAAAUGAAUGUAAAUGGUGGAGCGACUACAAAGGAAAAGGAAAUCGAUGAAGUUCAAGAUUAUUUUGAUUGCAGAUACGUUUUAGCAUGUGAAGCUAUGUGGAGAAUUUUUAAAUUUCCAAUACAUCAUAAGACAACACCUGUUGUCAAACUUACUUUUCACGAAGAGGGUUUGCAGCCGGUUGUAAUCAAAGAAGGAGAAACAAUUGAAGCUGUGAUGGAGAGAUUAGGUAAUCAGAUGACUCAGUUUUUAGCAUGGUUUGACCUGAAUAAGAAGAACCUAAAGUCAUUCAAUCGUUCUAAUGGGAAGAAAAGGAUUAAGAAGGUUGCUGAUCCCAAAAAACUCCUAUAUGAAGAGAUUCCAAAUCACUUUACAUGGAAUAAUAAAGAGAAAAAAUUUGCUCUGAGAGAAAGAGGGUUUGCUAUUGGUAGAAUAAAUUUUGUUCCACGUGCUAUAGAGGACUCUUAUUUUUUGAGAAUCCUCUUAAAUAUCCGGCGAGGUCCUCAACAACAUAAGGAUCUUAAGACAGUUGAUGGUGUGGUUUAUAACUCUUACAGAGAUGCAGUUUUUGCACUUGGAUUACUAGAUGAUGACAAAGAAUACAUCAACGGUAUUAAAGAAGCAAACUUUUGGUGCUCAGCAAAAUAUGUUCGAAGGCUUUUCGUCAUCAUGCUACUGUCAGCAAGUUUGAGUAAACCAGAGAUUGUAUGGGAAGAAAGUUGGAAAAUUCUAUCUGAGGAUAUUGAGCGAGAAAAAAGACAUGAGUGGAAUCAACCAGAUCUUAUUUUAAGUGACGAGGACAAAAAAAAAUUUGCUUUACAGGAAAUAGAAAAGUUGCUAAUCAGAAAUGCAGCAUCCCUUACGAAAUGGAAACAGAUGCCUCAGGUUGAUAUGGAAGAAGUAGAAAAGUCCAACCAAUUUCUUCUAGAUGAACUGAAGCACAACAAUCCAGACUUGAAAGCUAAGCAUGAUGAAUGGUUAUCUAUGGCUACUUCAGAGCAAAAACAGAUAUAUACUGAGAUUGUAGAUGCUGUUUAUAAAGAUAGAGUAGGAGCUUUCUUUGUAUACGGUUUUGGGGGAACUGGCAAAACAUUUCUAUGGAAACUGUUAUCGGCUGCUAUAAGAUAUAGAGGAGAUAUUGCAUUAAAUGUCGCUUCAAGUGGUAUUGCUGCAUUGCUUCUCGAUGGUGGACGAACUGCACACUCUAGGUUUGGGAUCCCAAUAAAUCCGCAUGAGUCAUCCGUAUGUAAUAUUGCAAGAGGCACAGAUCUUGAAGACAAGCCGUUUGGAGGAAAAGUCAUUGUAUUUGGAGGUGAUUUCAGACAAGUUUUGCCGGUGAUUAAUGGUGCUGGUAGGGAAGAAAUAGUUUUUGCUGCGUUAAACUCUUCGUAUAUAUGGGAGCAUGUGAAGCCUAACGAUGGAGUAGCAGAAAUUGAUAUCCCACAAGAGUUUUUAAUUACUCAAGGAAAUGAUCCCAUCGAGACAAUUAUAGAGUCAGUUUAUGGUAGUUCUUUCAUGAAUGAAGAGGAUCCUACAUUCUUUCAAGGAAGAGCUAUUUUAUGUCCAACAAAUGAGGAUGUCAACUCAGUUAAUGAACGAAUGCUCUCUAUGUUGAAUGGUGAUGAAAGAAUAUAUUUAAGCUCGGAUAGUAUAGAUCCUUCCGACAAGAGUUGUCCAGUCAUGUUGAUAAGAAACAUUGAUCCAUCUAAAGGUCUAUGCAACAGGACAAGGCUACAGAUAACGCAAAUGGCAGAUCAUGUGAUUGAAGCUAGAGUCAUUACAG